CUCAGCUCAUGCAAGGCUUCAGAGCAUUGGCACGUCUUCGACUUCCAAUCUUUCCACAUCACGCUCGGCCAACUCUUACCUAGGUAGUGCGCAACAUAAUGUAACCUCUAUCUUGUCUUGUGUCGCGCCCCUAUCAAUUCUUUUCCGUCUCCAGAUCUCAUGUUCAAUUCCACGAACUCUCCUCCCUGCCCCCCCCAUCACCAUGGCCACCACCUCCAGGCCAGCCUCAGCCGCCCAGCCUCGUUCCCGGUCGAGCUCUUACCAUGACCCCGCCUCCCCCCACUUCGUGACCGACCAUGUGCCCGUCGAGGUGCUGGUCAGGCACCUUCUGGCAGCCAAGCAGUCGCUCUCGUCGAUGGCGUUGGUCCUACGGGCCAACGACUUGUUAACCCACGCCCGCGGAAUGCAGGAGGAGUCGGUCAUCCUUGGCGCACAGACUGGUUUCUUGCGCCGGUUGAUUGAUGAGGAGGCUUUGGUCCUGCGCCGGCUCCGGGCAGUCGUCGGGCGCUCGUACGACAAAGGCCAGCGCGAUUUCAAGCAACUCAUUCGCACCCUGGAUGUCGAAAACGACAAGCUUGAGCAGACGAUGCGGAUGCUGCGGGAGACGACUGUUGACAGGGUAUUCCGGCCGCCGGGAGAAGAGGAGAAAAGUUUGAUGGACUUUAUCGACGAGGACAGUGUAGAGGGGAUACGGAAUGCUCUGAAGGGCAGCAUCGCAGAUUUGCAGGCCGCGCAAACAUCCUUUGAUGGCGAUCUGCUCCGCUUCGACGACGACAUCCGCCUGCUCAACAAAGCUUUGACCUCCGCGCCUUCCCCAAACUCCCCGUCGUCCUCCGCCGCGUACCAGCCGAUCCCUCGCCUCCUGGAUUCCCUAGCUGAGCGAUCCCACGCCAUGGCGCAGCACCUCUCUUCCCUCAACAACCACUUCGACAUGUGCGUCAAAGCCGUUCGAGCGACCGAAGGAGGCGCUGCCCUCGCUCGCCGCCGCGCCGCCGAAGCAACCAACGACGGCGAUCCGGUGUCCAUCUCGGGGGUCAUUACCGAGCAGGAGUCACACCUCCCCGAUCUGGAGCCGAUGGAUCCGCAGGAGCUCGCCGAGAUCGUACAAGUGGUGAUGGAGGACGCACCCGAGGUAGACGAGGUGGUAGCUGAGAUCCAAGCGACGCUGCAGCAGAUGGAGCAGGAGUUUGGCGUACUCAAAGAGCAGGUUGAUCGGAUCCGGGUCGUGUGGAUGGCCACGUUGACUGCAUUCCAGGUCCUGGAGGAGCUCGGAACGCGGCUGCACGACUACGUUUCGGCAAAACACGAAUUCGAGCAGCGCUGGACCGACGAGAAGGACAUCAUUCUCGCCAGGCUCGAGGAGAUGGACGCGCUGAGGCGGUUUUACGAGGGCUAUGCGAGUGCAUACGACAGCCUGCGGUUUGAGGCGGAGCGGAGGAGGGCGGUGGAGGAGAAGAUACAGAACACGCUGCGCAAGGCCAGAGACAAUGUAGAUAUCCUGAUUGAGGCUGACAGGAAGCAACGGGAGCACUUUCGGCAGGAGGUGGGCGAGUUCCUGCCGACGGACCUGUGGGUGGGCAUGAAUAAUCCGCUCAAGAGGUGGGAGCUGGUGCCGGUCGAGGGUCCGUCGGAGUCGCAACAAGACCUGACCACGCCGACACUGGCAAAAGCGGUGGCCAAGGGCAAGGCCCCAGCCAGGUAGUUUCUCGGGUGCGUCUUCCUUUGCUUGUUAUCGUUAUUCUUGCUAUCCUCAGGGACGGGCCGGGCGGCGUUGGCCUUGGAGUACUUGCUUGGGCAUACCCGGUCAUGUUUUUGGAGUCAGGCUGUUGGAGUGUAUUGUAGUGUGCUUCAAGAACAACUGCGUGACUGUGUCAUCUUAUCACCAGGCUUUUGAGUGUUCU
Molecule: messenger RNA, 1901 nt
Organism: Parathielavia appendiculata
Lineage: Eukaryota; Fungi; Ascomycota; Sordariomycetes; Sordariales; Chaetomiaceae
Exons: 2
Coding region: 203-1702 (499 amino acids)
Biological process (GO): autophagy of mitochondrion; autophagosome assembly; piecemeal microautophagy of the nucleus
Cellular component (GO): Atg1/ULK1 kinase complex; phagophore assembly site
Molecular function (GO): molecular adaptor activity; protein kinase activator activity
Source: RefSeq, a predicted model, not a curated record